Plodia interpunctella (Indianmeal moth) is the source of this 3107-nucleotide messenger RNA. It is a transcript of the gene Droj2, whose product is annotated as DnaJ-like-2. Gene Ontology annotation, molecular function: Hsp70 protein binding; ATP binding. The transcript is spliced from 8 exons. The record is from RefSeq and is a predicted model, not a curated record. Gene Ontology annotation, cellular component: cytoplasm; cytosol. Gene Ontology annotation, biological process: protein refolding; response to heat. Bases 196 to 1422 code for a protein of 408 amino acids. Lineage: Eukaryota; Metazoa; Arthropoda; Insecta; Lepidoptera; Pyralidae.
GUCAUUAGUUAUUUGACGGUUCUACUCUACGGACUCUACGGUGCUCUCUGCGUUGCGCGUUCUAGCGGUGUCUUUUUGUCAAUCAGCACAUUUUGCUGCUAGAUUUUUUGCAGAUUGACUGCAUCAUUGUGAUUAUAAUUACUGUUCCUGAAACGUUAAUUGUAUUCUUUCACAUACUCUAGGCAGGUUGGGAAAAUGGUGAAGGAAACUACAUAUUACGACAUCCUUGGUGUGAAACCCAACUGUACUACAGAUGAACUGAAGAAAGCUUAUAGGAAAUUAGCUCUCAAGUACCAUCCUGACAAAAAUCCCAAUGAGGGCGAAAGAUUUAAGCAGAUUUCACAGGCCUAUGAAGUUCUUUCAAACCCAGAAAAAAGGAGAAUUUAUGACCAAGGCGGUGAGCAAGCCCUCAAAGGGGGCGGUGCAGGCGCCAGCGGCUUCUCGUCUCCCAUGGACCUGUUCGACAUGUUCUUCGGAGGCGGCUUCAGCGGCGGGCGGCGGCGCGGCCGCGAGCGCAAGGGCAAGGACGUCAUCCACCAACUGUCCGUCACCCUGGAGGAGCUGUAUCGAGGCGCUGUGAGGAAGCUAGCGUUACAGAAAAACGUCAUUUGUGAUAAGUGUGAAGGACGUGGUGGAAAGAAGGGGUCGGUGCAGACGUGCCCGACGUGCCGCGGCACGGGCAUGCAGGUGCAGAUCCAGCAGAUCGCGCCCGGCAUCAUCCAGCAGAACCAGACCGUCUGCAGCGAGUGCCGCGGCCAGCGCGAGAUCAUUGACCCCAAGGACCGCUGCAAAGUGUGCCAGGGUCGUAAAACGGUUCGCGAUCGGAAGAUUUUGGAGGUGCAUGUUGAUAAGGGUAUGACUGACGGACAGAAGAUUGUGUUUAGUGGUGAGGGUGACCAAGAACCCGAGUUGGAGCCCGGUGAUCUGAUUAUUGUUUUGGAUGAAAAGGAACAUGACGUAUUCAAAAGAUCAGGAAAUGAUCUUAUAUUGCGCUUGAAUAUAGAGUUGGUGGAGGCGCUGUGUGGGUUCCAAAAAGUGAUCAGGACGUUAGACGACAGGGACAUUGUCAUUACGGUCAUGCCGGGCGAAGUGACCAAGCAUGGUGAAGUCAAGUGUGUAUUGAAUGAGGGCAUGCCAAUGUACAAAAAUCCGUUUGAGAAAGGCCAACUGAUAAUACAAUUCCUAGUUAAUUUCCCCAAUCGCAUUCCACCUGAAGUUGUUCCUGCUCUAGAGAACUGCCUACCACCUCGGCCUAGGAUCGAGAUCCCGGAGCUGGCGGAGGAGUGCACGCUGCUGGAGCUGGACCCGGAGCAGGAAGCGCGACGACGCGGACGCGGGGCCGGGGGGGGGGCCGGGCUCGGGGCCGCCAGCGACGACGACGACGCGCCCGGCGUCAACCGCGUGCAGUGCGCCACCAGCUAGGCGAUACGGCCCCGACACACUAUUUUUUUCGAAAUAAUUUACUUAUUCAUGAACGAUAAGUGCGUCUCCCAGUAUUUUUUGUUCUCGAUUGGCUAUUCAAAUGGAUUUAAAAAAAUUGGUUGGACUUGCAAUACAGAAAUCUAUAAAAUUACUAGCGGCCCGUCCCGGCUUCGCUCGGGUAAAAACAUAAUAAAUCAUACACCUUUCACAGGAAUCACACUAUCUAUUGGGGAAAACUGCAUGAAAAUCCGUGCAGUAGUUUUUGUGUUUAUCGCGAACAGACAGACGCGGCAGAGGACUUUGUUUUAUAAUAUGUAAGGAUACUAAUAUUACCUAUAAGGUAAGGAUACUAAUAUACAAAAGUCUGUCUGUCUCGUUUUCACGGUUAGGCUGCUAAACUGAUUUCUAUGAAAUAGUAAAGGCUGCAGGUUACAGCUAAGUCUACUACGCGGGCAAACCAUAGAUUCGUCAAAUCUCUUGGCGCGAAUUGUACAUGUUCAGAGGAAUCCACAUACGACGCGAAUCUUUAAAAACACCACAUCUUGUGCGAAAUCCUUCGAACAUACGUGCUUAUUGCUUUCGUUACUACGAAUACUUAUUAAUGAUAAUUAUGCCUAUGACCCAUCUGUUAAAGCGCGUCCACGUGACUUAUAAGGACUAAUCUCCGUCGGAGUGAAAAACAGAUAUAUAUUUCAACAAACAAUUCAGUUUUGUAAUACAAUCACAUUGGAAUAAAACAAAAUUAGUACAAUAAAGAAUUUAUCUAAAAACACAUCUCGGCUCGGAUGAAGAUCGGUCCCGAAUGUCGCGCAUAUUCAACCUUUUUCAGUCGUACUUCCACCGCACAUACCCGUAACAGAUUAAAGGCUGAAUACUCGCUACUUUUAUGCGUUGCCAAACAGAUUAAAGCUAUCCAGAGCUGUAGCCGGAAACAAUGAGCAGAUUUCCAGAAUAUGUACGAAAAUUCAUUCAUAUGAAAAAAUAUAUAUGCAAUAGUCAUAAAGUCGCCGGUAAUUAGUUAAUUAUUAAAAAUCGUUUUCUACUUUUUUAUUUUGCUCUAUUCUGCUCUAUUUCUCUACAGCACGUCAAAGGGUAUUUGACCUUGUAUUAUCUGCCUUAAAAAGUAUUAGAAAUUUCCAUAAGCUAUGUUUCAAUAUACUAUUAUAAUAAGACAAGGAAUGAUAAGCUAUUGCACGAAUAAUUAUUGCAGAUAUUGAUUUUGUAUUGGGGAUUUAUUAUUUUAAUUUGCUACUAGUACAAUUGUUAGAAAGGGAUAAGAAUGUUAAUGACUUUUGCUUGUGAAGUAUUUUAAUUGGAUCUAUUUUCUCAAAUAGGAGAUUUAUGAUUGGCAUAUAACACAUUACUACUUUAUUUUCAUAAUUUAGAAAUGUAAUGUACAUUUUCAUCAAAUAGGACUGUUCAUUUAUUGAUAUGAACCAUAAAAUGUCUAUUGUCUAUGUCAAACAGCCAAACUAUUUCACAAAUUGCGUAAAUUACUGUUACUAACCGAAAAGCAAUAAUUAUAACUAAAUAACAAGGUAGAAAUACACUUGGAUGCUUAACGUGGGCAACAAAAAUACAAUAAAAAACUAAAAUUAAGCUAGUUUAAUAUUAGGGUGAAAUGCUUGAGUAAAUUAGUUUUAUAUAAUAGCACUCCACGGGGGUCCAUUGGCGAAAAGUGAAUU